Messenger RNA from Dimorphilus gyrociliatus, 2099 nucleotides. NCBI's taxonomy places the organism in Eukaryota, Metazoa, Annelida, Polychaeta, Dinophilidae. The record is from the annotation of a GenBank genome assembly.
UGCUCCCCUAACCGUUGCCUAUACCAGUUUUCACUUUUAAACUAAAUUAUUAGCGGUUGAAAACGCGAAAUGACAUGCCCGAUGUCACUUAUACAGCAAUCAACGGACCGUUUUUUCAAAACUAUACAUCAGAUUGACUUCUGGCUUGCUAUAGAGCCGUCAAAUGGACUUCUGGUGCACUUUUUGAGUGAGAAGUACAAAACGUCAAAAUACUUUGAUUUGGUUUUGGACAGAAUGGAUACUUCUGGCAAACCAGCAUUUUUAAUGGCAUGUUAUGGAGAUAUACUUGGUAAUGAAGAGGAGCGUUUACACUUUCAUAAAAUUAAAACUUUUCCAAAGAAUAAGUUUAGAUGCUUGAAUUUCUUUAGGAAUUCUAUAUGGUGGCCAAUUAUCCGUGGUUUGGUUGAUAGAAAUUGGCCAAACUCAAUUAACAAAUUCCUAUUAAAGCUUCAGCUCAACAAUAAAUAUCAAUGGAGAUCAAAGAUGAUUGUUUCUACACUAGUAUACUCCUUAAUUAAAAAGAGAGUAUAUGUCUUUGAUCAUAUUUUGAGAUCAAACUGCUCGAUAAGUAAAAGCUCUAUAUUAAACAGAAUGUUUGGUGUCCUGUUAAGAUUAAAAGAUGAGAAAAGAUUUGAAAUUUUCAAAUUUCUAUUAGUUAGAUUUUAUAGACCACCGCAAGAAGGAGAAGGUCCACCAUUGACUGUUCUAAAGGCCUGCACUCAACACGGAAUUCAACUUGAAGACUUUCUAAGCGUAGUCAAUUUUCCUAAAGAUGAAGCUAAGAGACAUUCAAUAGUUCGUCACCUUAUCAUAUCUAGCUAUGUUAAUGGAAAUGCAAAGAUUUUUCUUUAUCUUAUCUCCAUUAAGCCUGAUCUAAUAAGCAUGUUUAAAGAUUCUAAUUUCUGGGAAUGGCUUAUCGAAAAACCACAAGAAAUCAUUAAUUAUCUUAUAAAUAAGAUACCGGAUAUGCUUGUAUGGGUAGAUAAAUAUUUAUCAGGGAAAACGUCACAUUAUAUCCGAUCGACGUCUAUAUUAACUAAAGAUAUGCAAAAUCUAUUAAAAGUUAAGCUUUUUGUUGAUUAUUUCUCAAAAAGAAAUACUCUCUAUAGAUUAUUUAAUAUUUGGCAAAAAAAUUUAGAACACCAAUUCGAAAAUAACAUGGAAAGUAAAUGCUACUUUUACACUUUCUAUAAUAUUAUAAAAACAAUGGAUCUAUAUGGUUUGCCAAUUAGGAAGCCAGCCGACUUAUUUUGUUAUUGGUUCCUGCGUCAAGUUUGUACCACUUUCAACGAUCAUCAUAAAUUUAGGCUAUGUAGAAAUUUGGCUUUAAGAAUUCUUCCCAUUUUAAUUGAGUAUGGCUAUAAUUAUAAUGGUCUUUUGCCGCCCAUCAUCUUUGGAAUAUCGUCUAAUGGAACAAUAGAGAGAUUGCUUAGAAAAAACAGAGGCAUUACUACAGAUUCACCUAUUUUUGUUGAUGGAUACCACGUACUAAUCCUUCUCCGCAUGGUUUGUGGUUAUAUUGACCCGGAAUUGUCCUAUAAUCGUAUGAGACCUCUGCAGCAACUAAGUACAAUUGUUAUAAGAAACCAUAUGCUUCCACCUUUCAAGAAAAAUGUAGACACUUUACCAAUACCUUUAACUCUAAAACAAGGAAUCCUUUUGACAGAUGAAUUGAACAAGGCUAAUCUAUACAAAAGAUUCGAUUUGAAAGAAUUCGAAAGUGUCUACUUAGAUGAUGUAACUUUAUGCUAUCAAACAUCCAAUGCGAUAUUUGAUGCCAAACACUAUACGACUUGCGCCGACAAGUGUAUGCAUCAGUCCGACGGAACUCCUUAUCUAUAAGUCAACCUUCAUCGUCGCCGACUAUUUAUAUAGCUUAGAGUUACUAAAAUUAAAUCAAAGAGAUGUAUAUCUCACUAAAAAUAUGUGCUUUUUUUCCAUUCUUUAUAUGAAAAAUCUAUUAAAACUAUCCGUUCGCAAAUCAAAUAAGUAUAGACUGUAAAUUGAAAAAGUAACAAACACUUAUUACAGAGAAUAUUGUGAGACGAAAACUUUUUUGAACACAUCUGUUAUAUACAUCUGUUAAAACAAAACAAAAA